UCUCUCUUUGCCCGAUCGUUGAGCAUCAUACAUUGUCAGGAAAUCUUUAAACAUCAACACGUAUAGGAAUGGCAGACCUUUCGGAGGACGAUCACGCCGUGAUUUUAAGGUAUCCUUUGAAUGACUCACUUGAUCGAUUAGAAAAGCUUCUUCCAAACGCAGAGCAUCACUACAAUGAUGGCACGACAGAAAGCCGCGAAGCCUGCCAUGAUGCAACAUCGAAACUCCUCACCACCUUGAUGGGUGAAAAGUCAGCUUUCCACCUACGUUCACCAACAGGCAAUAAAAAUGUGGCAUCCGAGCUAUCAAGAUUAUUCACCUGCCUUCAAGAUGGCGACUUUAGCUAUGAACACUACCGGACACUAGUACAACUUGUCAUCCAAAAGGCGACCGAUGUUGACAUCUGGAAAGCCGUCCUCGACCUCAUCACCACCGUCUCGCGAACGACCCCUCCGGCGAGUAUACUUCCCACUUCCUUAGGAACGCCGAUCAAAUCCACCUCAUCAUCACAGAAAGGCUCCGAGCAGACACGUGAGUUGGUGAAUCCAAGGAUCUUUGAGGAGAUAAGUGGCUGCACAUUUCGAGGUGUCGAGGGCUUCUUUGUCAAGUACUUUGAGGGCAAAGACUGGAGCAACAAAGUGGAUGCCAUCUGUCAACGCGUGCUAGGCCCAGACAGUGAUGGUAAUUGGGCCCAGUUUCCCAAUCCUCCUACACAGAAUGAUGUCCUUGCCUGGUGGUUUCAUCUUCAAGAAGACCUUCUCUCAGAAUCACGCAGCACCUACUACUCCACAGUGAGCAAAGCAGAUCUUACUGGUUCAAAGGCAGAACGGCAAGUUGACCUUCUUUUACAAGCUAAGGGUGGGAGUCCCUUGCAAAACAAACACAACUGGACAGAUAUUCUGGUGGUUGGUGAGCUCAAAAAACCUAAGGAGAAGAUCAGAACUAAAGCCACACUGCUUCAGAUCAGUUGCUCUGUGCGUGAGGUCUUUGCUGCACAGCCCACUCGGCGGUUUGUCCAUGCAUUCACUGUCUGUGGGACAAAUAUGGAGGUGUGGGUAUUCGACCGCGCGGGCCCCUACAGCUCAAUAAUCAUUGAUGUCUACACAGACUCAAGACGGUUCUUUCAGGUGCUUGUGGGCUACACUAUGAUGAGUGAUGAAGAGCUGGGACUGGACACCUUUGUUGCUAGAGAUGAAGAUGGCAACAAAUCAAUAACUGUCAAAGGGCCUGGGAACUCAGAGGGAAAGAAGAUGCAGCUGGGUGAGAUGCUUUCCUAUCAGCGUGCCAUUAGGCGGCCAGAGGUGGAACUCCUCGAGUUGGUGGGUCAGAAGAAUGUCCAGGGGGUCGCCAGAAUCAUUGGCCACAGUACCAUCACUAGUAUCGCUGACAUGCGCUGCGGCCUGACCUUCAGCAACAAGCACCACAGCUUCAAAAGUGCUCCCCCCAGCACAGUCUCCUCAUUUCAUCAAUCUCAGCCGCUCACCGAUCCCUGUCGCUUAGAUAUCCGUCGAAAAUCAUCUUCCAAGAAACGCAGAUCUCCGGAAAAAGGGAUGCAUUCAUCCAAACGAUCACGUUCCAUCCAUCAACUGUCAAGGGACACUGAGGAGGAUGAAUUAGCUUUCUCCAUUCAGUCGGCACACAAGCCGAGCCUCUUUGAUAGGAAUGAUGAGGAACUCUAUGACAACCGUGUCCUCCACUGUCUGGUGAUAUCGCCCGCUGGCCGGCCAAUCUACAAGUACAAAUCACCCUUGGAGCUGCUCAAGGCGCUUCGUGAUGCAAUAAAGGCACAUCGGUCUCUUUAUCUGGAUGGAAACAUCCUUCAUCAGGAUAUUUCAGAGAACAAUAUAAUAAUAACCGAUCCAGGCAAGGCAGAUGGUCACUCAGGCAUGCUAAUUGAUCUGGAUCUUGCCAAAGAAGUUGGGAGUGAGCGAAGCGGCGCGCGGCACCAGACUGGCACAAUGGAGUUCAUGGCAAUUGAGGUGCUGCUUAAUAUUGAUCAUACCUAUCGGCAUGAUCUUGAGUCUUUUUUCUACGUGCUUAUCUGGCAGUGCGCCCGUAAUGGCUGGGGGAAGGAUAAGUAUUCUAGAGAUAGUAAACUUCGUGCCUGGUACACUGGUAACUAUGAGGACAUUGCAAAUGCCAAACUUGGUCAUAUGAGCAAAGCUGAAAACAUGGGAUUUGGAUUCAUUUUGAGGGAGUUCCCUCCAAAAUUUCAUGGCAUUGUAUCACUUUGUCAGGUCCUACGAGACAUUCUCUUUCCUUACAAUGACAAAGGUCUUAUUGUUGGCACUCCUCAAGACUCAAACCGCCUGUACCAUCCGAUCAUCAAGGCUUAUGAUGACGCGAUCACCCAGGUUGAACUUGGAAACCUCACUCAUGAUAAAUCUAUUUAGUGUGCUCUCAGAGUUAAAGUUUCUAUUGAUUUGUUGCCGCAUUCACAGUCUAUUUUGAGUGGAGGGAUUUUGUCUUAGGGCCUGUUCGGUGCGGCCGUGUGUACUCGUUCUUUUUGUACGGAUCUCCACUUUUUUUAAAAAGUACAGAGCGUCUGUACUAAUAUUACAGCUGCUUUUUACAAAGUACAGAUGAAAAAGGCCAGGUGUUCAGUGAAUUGAGCAUCCGUACUUGCAUCUUUUGCCAAGAUCUUAUGAAUAAGCAGUAUUUAACUUCAACAGUGUGUGAUGAUGUAGAAUAGCACUUUUAGAGGCAAUAUAGUGUGGAAUAGUGUAGAAUAGUGUUCAUAGUGAAGAUAGUUAACUAAUAUUAGUUAGAAGGAAGCUCACAAAAACAUGUUCUUUUUGAAUGGAGUUCAGAGUCAGUUCAAAAAGAAUGUGUUUU
Molecule: messenger RNA, 2835 nt
Organism: Blastomyces gilchristii SLH14081
Lineage: Eukaryota; Fungi; Ascomycota; Eurotiomycetes; Onygenales; Ajellomycetaceae
Product: serine/threonine-protein kinase Sgk2
Exons: 2
Coding region: 69-2393 (774 amino acids)
Biological process (GO): protein phosphorylation
Molecular function (GO): protein kinase activity; ATP binding
Source: RefSeq, a predicted model, not a curated record